AUGGCCCUGCUGCUCGGGUACCUUGUGGUGGAGAACCCGGCCGCGGAUGUCCACACGAACCGGGAUGACGACAACGGCGACGUAGACCUAGCGCCCAAAUCAGCUUGGAGACGAGUCGACAUUUUGGGCUCCCUCGUCCUGGUCUUUGCCGUCUCGGUCCAGCUCCUGGGCCUCAGUCUCGGCGGCAACGAGCUACCCUGGAGCAGUCCCUGGGUCGUUGCAGCCCUCGUCGUCAGCGCCACGCCCAUCAUCCGGCUGCAUCUCCUGCGCGGGUCGCUGCCGAUUCUGACUCAAACGGCCAACAUGUGCCUCGGCCUGUCGGCUUAUGCGUACCUCUUCAUGCUACCCUUGUUUUUCCAGGUCGUCCUCGAAGACUCAGCCACUACGGCCGGGGUAAGACUGGCCAUUCCCUCGCUGGCAACUCCGCUCGGCGGUCUCGUCACUGGACUGGCCAUGGCCCGGUGGGGGAAGCUGCUCUGGCUGAUGCGGCUGGGGGCGCUGGUCAUGGUGCUGGGAAACGCGCUCGUCACUUCGUUGAAGUUCAGCGACUCGAGCUGGAAGUACAUUGCGUACAUCUUCCCGGCCAACCUGGGCCAGGGCAUCGUGUUCCCCUCAUCCUGUUUACGGCUCUCGCUUCGUUUGAGCAUUCAGUUGAUUGACGAGAUCCGCCAUCCCGUAGCCGCGCUCAAGUCCCUGCUGGUGGAGGUGCGACUGGCGGCUCGCAGGGUGUACUACGACGGCAUCCGCUAUGCGUUUGCGACAUCAACCGGUAUGGCGGCCGUGGCCCUGAUGCUGGCCCUGCUGGCGAGUCCUCGAGGAUUGCGCCGGAAUAUUAAAUAG
Messenger RNA from Gaeumannomyces tritici R3-111a-1, 840 nucleotides. Its product is annotated as vacuolar basic amino acid transporter 2. The transcript has 4 exons. Gene Ontology annotation, cellular component: fungal-type vacuole membrane. Gene Ontology annotation, molecular function: basic amino acid transmembrane transporter activity. NCBI's taxonomy places the organism in Eukaryota, Fungi, Ascomycota, Sordariomycetes, Magnaporthales, Magnaporthaceae. The record is from RefSeq and is a predicted model, not a curated record. Gene Ontology annotation, biological process: basic amino acid transport; transmembrane transport. Bases 1 to 840 code for a protein of 279 amino acids.